CUACUCCCCUCUCCACCAAUUGCUGAUGUGUGGUGAGCAUACUGAUGACCUAUGGCUGCCGUCCCAUCAUCCAGGUGGAUGCUGCACAUUGAUGUGAUGGAUGGUGACAGUGAAAUAAAGGAGCAUCUGAGGCUUCAGUUUCAAGCUCUUCAAGAGCAACAAGUUCAGCGCAUCCAGAGAAGACUGGAGAUGAGAAAGGAGAUGGACAGAGAUGAGACAAGCUCAAACACUGCUCCUCUCAGCAGUCUGGACAAUAUGAACCUCACAGAAGAGGGUGAAGACAUGAUGGAUCUGUUCAAUGCCAGAGUGAUCCAGAAUGAAAAUGAACAGUUGCAUGAUCAACUAAGAGAGCUGAGGGAUGAGAACGGCAGACUCCAUAAACUACUGAGUGAGAAAGACUUUGAGAUUAAACACCUGAAGAAAAAGAGAGAAGAGGAGAGGUUAGCAUUAGCAGGUACAGCUGGUCUGGCAGGAGAUGCUGCAGCAACCAAAAUUGUGGAACUGUCCAAAAAGAAUCGAGAGUUAGCUGCAGAAAUUGAACGGGAGAAGACCAAAACUAAACAAGCAAACAACCGAAUCAAAGAACUAGAGAAAGAGCUUCAGGCCAUACUGUUACUUCAUCCUGGACAGAAGUCAUACAAAAAGCAGACUUCAAAGAAUGUAGAAGACCAUAUUGAGAACAGUCCAGUGGUAAAAUCAUUACAGGAGAAACUGUCUGCAGCACAACUGAAAAUGACUGAGUACCGUAACCAGAUUCAGUCAUUUAAACAAGAGUUAAAAAUAGCUCAUAAGGUGUUGUGCUGUGAGGUGGGUGAGUAUGUCAAUAUUCAGCAGAUACUGUGUAAUCCAGGAGGCUGGAGAGGUCGCUCACAGCAGAUCCUCGCUCUUCAGAACAGAGUGCGAGACCUGGAACAACAAUUGAGCCAAUCAUCUCACAGGAAGCAGCUAUAUGACCUCAGUCUGGAGGAGGAGAUCUGGCCUGGAGGAGGACAGAAGACACAGGACAGAAAUCUUAGCCACAUCCGUAAUAGAGAGAGAGAGCGGAAGGAGACCCUGGAGAAGCUCACUAAGGAUUAUGAGGUUCUCCUUGAAGAGCACACAGACAUGAAGAAGAAACUGGAGGGCUCCAAAGCCAGAAACAAAGUGUUAAGCACAGAAAUCAAAGCUCUGAAGAGUCAGAUCAGCACUCUACUGGAUAAGGGCAAACAUGACAACGAGCUGGUUGAUGCGCUACUGAAGCAGCAGACGCAGUGGCAGGCCAUGCUGCAUCAUGUGAGCCAGAAAAGGUCCAAGCUCGAAGAGGCCCAGCAGGGCCUGGAGAAGCAGCUACAAUGUGAGGCCCAGCAGGACAACUCCCUCAUCCAGCAGCUCAAACACAUGGUGUCAGAGAAGGAGAAGAAAGUAAAGGAGCUGGAGCAGGAGAUCCAAAAGCUCGCCAUCAAGAAACAAGAAGCAGGUGGCUCGAGGAUGCCAGCUAACAUCAGACCAUCAACAUCACGACAGCAGAACAGCAGGGAGUCCAACUCUGCCGGGGAUGCACGAGCAGCCUGUCCAGAGUGUGCUGUUAAAAUUCCAUCACUCCAAACUCAGUGUGCAGAGUAUAAGGCUCUCUAUCAGACUGUCAGUGUGGAGAGAGACAGACUGCUGGAGCUGACCAAAGUGCAGCAAACCAGGGAAGAAGAGGUGAAGCGCCAAUGUGUAGAAGCUGAGCAGAAACUCAGACAAGAAUGGCAGCGUUCAGUUCUACUAGAACAGCAGCUGGAGAGAGCCAAACUGGACUUAAAGAAAGAGUCAAAUCUGCAAACAUCUGAUCGGAGCAGAAGAGGAAGCUCUGGCAGCACUCUGAGUCUCCCUGAGAAACAGGAGGGCUUGUCUCCCAGAAGCUCCCUUGAUGCUCAACUUAGUGAACUCAAAGCACGGCUGGCACUGCAACUGGAGGAAAACGAGGCCUUAAGAACCACUCUGAGGAACACUAUAAAGGACAAGACAUAAGAAGCAGUUAUGCAG
Myxocyprinus asiaticus (Chinese sucker) is the source of this 2007-nucleotide messenger RNA. RefSeq names its product coiled-coil domain-containing protein 13-like. The transcript has 16 exons. Gene Ontology annotation, biological process: cytoplasmic microtubule organization; non-motile cilium assembly. The coding region runs from base 52 to 1992 and encodes 646 amino acids. The record is from RefSeq and is a predicted model, not a curated record. Gene Ontology annotation, cellular component: centriolar satellite. Lineage: Eukaryota; Metazoa; Chordata; Actinopteri; Cypriniformes; Catostomidae.